AUGUCUCACGGCAAGCAGUUCACUCUGUACACCCAUAAGGGCGGCCCCAACGGCUGGAAGGUCGCGUUUGUUCUGGCUGAGCUCGGUCUGACCUACGAGAGCGUCUACCUCGACUUCAACAAGAACGAGCAGAAGGCUCCGGAGUUCACCAAGUACAACCCCAAUGGCCGUAUUCCGGCUUUGAUUGACCACAAGAACAAGGACUUCACUGUUUGGGAGUCCAACGCGAUCAUCGUCUACCUUGUCGAGAAGUACGACACAGCGCAUCGCAUCUCCGCGGCGACACCGGAAGACAAGAUUCUCCAGCUCCAGUGGCUGUUCUUCCAGGCCUCUGGCCAGGGGCGAGCAUGCUUUAGCCCGUACUUCGGUCAGGCCAUCUGGUUCAAGGUCUACCACGCCGAAAAGGUCCCCAGCGCGAUCGAGCGGUACCAGAAGGAGACCGCGCGUGUCAUCAGUGUCCUGGACGGCGUACUCUCCAAACAGGAGUGGCUCGUUGGCGGCAAGUACAGUGUCGCCGACAUUUCAUUUGUAUCGUGGACCAACGCUGCCUUGGCCGCGGUCUUGCCGGACGCGCAAGGCGUCAAUGUCGAGAAGGACUACCCGGCAUUUUGGGCUUGGCACCAGAAGCUGAUCUCGCAGGAUGCUAUCAAGGCGGUGUGGGCCGAAAAGUCAGCUCUGUAA
Molecule: messenger RNA, 681 nt
Organism: Postia placenta MAD-698-R-SB12
Lineage: Eukaryota; Fungi; Basidiomycota; Agaricomycetes; Polyporales; Adustoporiaceae
Exons: 6
Coding region: 1-681 (226 amino acids)
Source: RefSeq, a predicted model, not a curated record